Molecule: messenger RNA, 1368 nt
Organism: Acaulospora colombiana
Lineage: Eukaryota; Fungi; Glomeromycota; Glomeromycetes; Diversisporales; Acaulosporaceae
Source: the annotation of a GenBank genome assembly
AUGUCAUUGUUUACCUAUAACAACGUUCUAUCGGCCAUAAUACUUUUUUUAACAGCUUACGUUUCACAUUACUAUUAUAAAUAUUUCACCCGCGAGAGUCCUCUACCAGGUCCAUUCCCUCUACCAAUUAUUGGAAAUACCCUCAUAUUUUUCCGUGAUAUCUCUAUCUGGCCUUCCGAACUACAAUCUAAGUACGGUGAUAUUUUCGAGGUUUAUAUUGGUUCUACACGCAAAGUCUGGCUAUGCAGUGAAGAAUUGGCUCUAAAAAUAUUUAGCCCAGCCAUCCAUAGUAACUUUCAUAAUCAUGCCGGUAAAGAUUCUGGUCUUGGUGAGGUUGGGCUAAUUAACACGGGAUUGUUAUUUAAUUUGGACUAUGAGAAUUGGGCAUUUAUUCGAAGGGUUUAUUCGAAAGCUAUUUUCUCAUCAGCUUUCAUGAAGCAGGCAUUGGCUAGUACGCAAAUUGCGUUUCAGAAGAUGGAAAAUUAUUGGAUGAAGCUUGGAGAAAACACUGCGCUGGAUUUCUCUUGUUGGGCCAGAAAUUACUUUAGUGAUACCACAGAACUUCUUACCACCAGUAAAUCAUUAGAUACUCUGACCUCUUAUUAUAAUAAAAUUUCUCCUAACAAAGAGAUCGAAAUUUCUGAUAAAAUGAAGGAGAAGGAAUAUGCUUCGAAAUGUGCUUCUGAAUUUGUGGAUGUUAUAAUAUGGUUCCACAACAUCCCAAGGUUCAUUAGAAAUUUUCCCGGAAUCAAUUCGUAUACAAAAAAAUUGAAGCAUCAACAUAAUUGGCUAAGGAAACGUCUUCUUAACGAUGUUAAAUCUCGGAGAGAGGAGAUUGAAAGAACGCCAGAAGAUGAGCCGCUAACCCGAGACCUUUUAACAAUGUUCCUAACGGUCAAUACACCACGUGACAUCACCAAAGGGAUUGCAGACGGCGCAAAUAACCGACCAAUGUCUGAUGAAGAGAUCGCAUCAAUUUUUAUGGAAAUUUCGGCUGCUGGGCUCAGAAAUGAGAAACCGGACCAGAUCGGUGGCUACACAUUUACAGAAAGCACCGACUUCUUUAUAUACGUUCAUGCGGUCAAUAAGCAUAAAUCCAAAUGGACAAAUCCAGAAUUAUUUGAUCCUGAUAGGUUCAUGGACGAAUUACACCCAGAUUAUAAAAAGGAAGUUUAUACGUUUGGUAGUGGAAUGAGAAUGUGUCCUGGGAGGAACCUAGCAAGACUUCUAUUGAAAGCUACGCUGGCUAUGUUUUACAGAAAAUAUGACAUUGAAUUGGUGGACAAGGAAGCACCUUUGAAGUUUAGCAAAUCGUUAUUUAGACAAUGUGUUGGGUUUGAAGUAAGGGUUAAGAAACUAGGUAACUAA